UAUUUAUCUGUGGUUAUCGUCGUUUUGCUGGGUGCGUUUACUAUUGUACGUUGUAAUUAUGAAUCUUUUCUUUAGUUUUAUUGAGUAAUAUCAUCUACGUUCGCUCUAUAUGACAAUUUAAGCAGUUUUAAAAGUGAAAUCCAAAGGAGGAUAUUGACCAAUGCUGCUGUAUACUGAAUAUGGCUGACGAAAGACUAGUGGUCCUGAAUCGUUGUGACAACUUGGGAUUUGGAUUUUCUUUGCUCGGUGAAGCCGGUUUGCCACAUAUUAUUUACGAAAUCGAAGAAAAUUCUCCUGCAGCUCGCAGUGGUGAGGUCGAAGCGGGAGAUGUACUGCUCAAGGUUAAUGGGACUGAUGUGAACCGGUUCACUACCCGAGAAGUGCUAAAAUGCUUGCGACUAUCGUCGGAUCCCGUCACUUUACGAUUAAAAAAGGACCCACAGAUCAAAGCGAACGUAAGGCGCUAUCUGUCCGCUGCCGCAGAGCGUCGCACUAGCGCCCCGCAACGCAUAAAACACGAAAAAUCAGGAUCACCGCCGUCUAGUAAUUCGAACAGCAACUCGUCGAGCAACUCGUCGAGCAACGGAUCGGGCGUUCAGUCGGGAGAGAGUUGCGAGGCUCUGUUGACUGAGGACAGAGAGAGGCGGCCUCGCGUCACUCAGCCUAAGUUCGAGGCCUACAUGAUGACCGGCGACCUCAUGCUCAACCUGUCGCGCGUGGAGCAUCCCCAUCACAACCACCACGCCCCCACGCACCGCACGCACUACCACAGAUAUAAUUCAACGCCCGCGUCACCGAGUGAAAAUCGCCUGGCCGCACGCGUCGAACUGUCGCAGCGGCACAACUCAUCGCCAGACACGGGUUUCGUCGGCGACCAUGCUAGCAAAAUGUUCAACUCCCAGCCCGCGUCCCCAGCGGGAGGUAACGCUUCCUCUGCAGAAAUGGCGACGCGCACACAACAUAUCGUACGGACUUCGAGGUCUGAGGAUCACUUACAGUUUCGUAACGCGUUAAGAGCAUGGCGUAAGUUCCAGAAGGAAUCGUCGCUGAGCGCGGUGGCGGUGGAGAUGGAAGAGGAUGUGACGUCAUCGCUCAAUACAUUGUUGGACGCGCGCCCCGACUCCGCUACACCCGCCACGUCCGCGCCACGUUCCGACUCCGACGAAAGAGACAGGAUCGUGUGGACGUAUAACGCUCCGAUAUCUCAAUGCAAUGGAUCGGCGGCCACGUCGAAUUCAACAUCCAUCUCGGAUGGAAUGUCACAACGCUCGUCGUCCCCGCUGUCGCCCACGUCGGCGUCGUGGUCGGCGCUGUCGCCGCGCGCCACGCCGCCGCACCGCGCGCCCGCGCCGCUGCCGCACCGCGCGCUCAACGGAGAUAUGAGCUUAUCCGAAGCGGUUUCGAAUAUAUCUAGUCCGGACUACCAAGACCAAGACGACAUGUUCGACACGGGAAGAGAAUGUCCCCGCAUGGAAUUGUCCGACCCGUCCGACUCCGACUCAACGAUACUAGUCUCUGAACCUUGCCACAAACGUGCGAAGUCUAACUCGACUUACUCCGACCACGGAAGUGACGUCACGCUCAACGGAGAUCACAGUAAAGACUAUAGAAUAGUUAUACAAGUGAAGGGACCAGAGAAGCAGAACGCUAAUUCGAAUGACACUGUAAAUAAUAAUAAUAAUAAUAAUAGUAACUACGCACAAAAUGGUAAAGAAAACGGUCAUAACUCGCCAGAAAAUCAAGGAUAUCAGGAGUUAUGCAGCGGUUCGGACGCCGGUUCGGACGAAGGCUCGGACGGCGACUCCCUGCACUCGUUCCACUACAGCCCGAAGGCCGUUGACAUUCCCUCGGCGGAGCGACUCGCGAAACGACUCUACCACCUCGAUGGGUUUAAGAAGUCUGAUGUCUCGAGGCAUUUGAGUAAAAACAAUGAAUUCUCGCGAGCUGUGGCCGAAGAGUACGUGAAGCAUUUCGAGUUCAGUGGAGCGACGCUAGACGAGGCUCUGAGGGCGUUCCUGGCGCGCUUCGCUCUCAGCGGCGAGACGCAGGAGCGGGAGCGCGUGCUCGUGCACUUCUCGCGACGGUACCUCGAGUGCAACCCUGGCGCCUUCAACUCGCAGGACGCAGUGCACACGCUGACGUGCGCCAUAAUGCUGCUGAACACGGACCUGCACGGCGCGGGCGGCGCCUUCCGCCGCAUGUCGUGCGCCGAGUUCAUCGACAACCUCGCCGAGCUCAACGACGGCGACAACUUCCCGCGCGACACGCUCAAGCACCUCUACCACGCGAUCCGCAACCAGCCGCUGCAGUGGGCGCUAGACACAGAAGCAGCACCGCCUAAUGGGGAAAACCGUUCAACAGCUCCAGUGGGUAGUAACCCGUUCCUAGAUCUACCCGAUCAAAGUCGCGCCGUCGAAUACAAGAAAGGCUACGUAAUGCGCAAGUGUUGCUUUGACGCGAAUGGGAAGAAAACACCUUUUGGCCGGCGUGGUUGGAAAAUGUUUUACUGCACUUUGCGCGAUCUAGUCUUAUAUCUGCACAAAGACGAACAUGGUUUCAGACGAAGCCAAAUGUCAGAUAACCUUCAUAAUGCUAUAAGAAUACAUCACGCACUUGCAACGAAAGCUACAGAUUACACGAAGAAACAACAUGUGUUUAGAUUACAAACUGCAGAUCAAGCGGAAUAUCUUUUUCAAACUAGUGACUCAAAAGAGCUGUGCUCAUGGGUGGAAACCAUAAACUUCGUAUGCGCGGCGUACUCUGCACCUCCAUUGGCCGGCGCCGUCGGAUCGCAACGAAAAUUUCAACGACCGUUGCUGCCUUGCACGCACACCAAAUUAUCUAUGCGAGAGCAGUUAACGGACCACGAAGAGCGCGCGGCGCGCUUAGAGGAGGAGUUGGCGGCGCUGCGGCACGCGCGCGACCACGCGCACGCCCCGCGGGACAAGGACCACUACCUCGUACACGAGAUAAAGAGGUAUCGUACGUACGCGUACGUGAUGCGCAUGCGCGGCGGCGGCGCGGGCGCGGAGGAGAGCGCGCCGGCGCUGCCCGAGCGCGCGGCGCACGCGCACAACCCGCCGCCCUGACGCGCCAUGGCCCUGUUCGCCGCCUGCGUGCUCUGAUGCUGCGCACACCCGCCCCGCCCCACUUCGCCCCGCGUGCCCCCUCGGCGAUAGUAUAACGCUGGGGGCGGAUUUACCAAAAUAUAAGUCAAGGAAAUGACAAAUUAAAAAAAAAAUGUGAGCAUAAUUUGUGCUCCGGCACGCGACAGGAGCACACGUCAAUAACUAUUAUUUACCGUUAGGGGCGGACUUAGGGAAGAAGGGAUAUAUCCGUGGGGCCUCCACAAAAGGGACAAAAUAGACUUGGGACAAAAACUUUCAAAUUCUAACAAGUAAACACUAGUAAACAACUUUUCGUUUAACUUUUUUUUCCGCUGUUUUACCUUCACCUAUAUAGUACUUUUUACAAACAUGAUUAUAUUGUUCUUAAAUAUAAAAAAAAAAAUAUUCAUCUAUUAUAACAAAACUCGGGUGAAAAAAAAUUGUUCAUUUUAUUUGGAAAAUAAUUUGGGAGAAAGGUUGUCCCAAGACCUCUAAUCAGUCCUGUGUAGGGCUCGUAAAAUUAACUCGAAGCCUAAGCUAGCGUCGUCGCGCGUCUCUAUAUGUGGUCAAUGAAUUGCCCCUUGCGAUCGUAAUGGUAAAUUGUGCGCGUGAGAGUGAAACCAAAGUGUCACAGUUGAUGCCCACCUAAAUUCAGUGUUAUUAAAGUGGAUAGUGAUCUAAUUAGUACUCAUAACGUGAUUCUUAUUUCUUUCUCAUUAGAUAUCAACUUUUAAUUAAAGUAUUUAAUUUAUUGUAACAAAUUGGGGAUAGAAAAUAUACCUCAUAUUACAAACUUAUAGUGUCACUCUAGUGAGAUAAUGAUCUUACUCAUGAUUAACAAUUGAAAAAGUGAUAUAUUGAUAAGAUGAAGUAUGAAAAUAUAUGUAAAUUGUCAUAUAAUAAUUAUUAAAAGUUAGAUAAAUCUAAUAAAUAGUUAUCACAAAAUGUCUUCAACAUUUACAGUUAUAGAGUUUUGAUACUGAUAAAGAAAUUCUUAAAAUGUUAAAAAAAAACAAUGUAUUUUAAAUUAGCUAUAAAUCAUUUAAUAAUUUUAUAUAUUCGUAAAAACUUAUUAAAAUCUAGUGUUUGUAAUGUAUCACUGGGACAUGUAUUCUGUUAGUAUCAAAAUUUGCUAUAACUGUAUUUGAAUGAACUUUUCAUGCAUCUCUCUCAAUAAAUCUCAAAAUACUUAUAAAUCAAAUAAAAAUUGUGGUAUCAAGUGGAUAAAAUUUUUUAUAAUAUAAAUAAAAUCACAUUUUAAAUAAUAAUUAAAGUUAGAAAAAAAAAAUACAGAAAUAUGGUUAAAUAAUCAUCGGUCUAGACAAUUUUUUGUAAUUCUUAAGUUUUUAUGUAAAAAAAGGUUUCAAAUUUGCCAUAAGACUGAAUGAUAUACUAACACCACAUUCCAUUGCGGUUAACCAAAAUAUUUGGGCAGAUGCACAAAAUCACACAAUAAAAAAACUUUUAUCUAUUGUUACUGGGAAUUAUUUAUGACUGACACUAGUGAGCUGAGUUAUUGCUCAUGAAAAUCCUAAACAAAUAUUUUAGUUCAUAACUUGUAGAUAUUUAUAUAUAGAUAUUGCUGCAAACAAUUUCUUACAUGUAUCAAUAUAUUAAUUUAAUUUUUUGAAAAGUUUAAGUAAUAAAAGAAAUGAAAGGUUGCUGUGCCUGGUCAUAAGACAAGUAGAUAGUAUAAAUUUAUACAUUGCAAUUUGUUUUUCAUAUAAUUGGUAACACCUUAAAUUGAGCAUUGUUUAAAGUAAAUAUGUGAAUUAUAUAUAUAUAUAUAUAAUAAAGCCUAUUCAUCUAGUCCUGUCUUCCUCCAAGAUAUCUUUUAUAGGUAAUCAUUAUUUACUAAUGACAAAAGCACUAAUGGAAAUGAAUUCUAGAAUUGAAGAACAUGAAUUAUUUAAAAAAGAUUUAAAUGAUAAGAUAUUAUAUUGAGAAACGAAAACAUGAAAUGUAUGUGCUUAUCAGCAAGUAUUAUUACUUUAAAGUUAUUCAUUAGUAUAAAGUAAUUUGCCCCAUUGUAUUCUAAAAAAUAAUGCUCUUAUAAAUGUUUAUUAAGUAAGUAACGGUACGAAAUCCAUGAAAAUAUGGUUUAAAUUACUCAAAGCAUAAUGAUUCUAUUUAUUAGUGUAUUUUUUUUUAUAAAUUGUUUACUUUAAAUCAAACAUUGAUCAUUCAGUAUUGGCUUUAGUCUAGAAUUUAGUAUGUUUUUUUUCUCUCUAUAGUUUUGUGGAAUUAUGUUUGAAAUUAUUUAUCAUUCCAUUUGUUUUGUCAUUAAAAAGUUGAACAGAACACUCUGUGGUGAUAGAACAUUUACUUAUUUUGUUUAAGUUAUGCCUUAAUGCUUUCAUGUAGAUGUAAUCAGUAUGUUACUUGACUUAGGGAGAAUUAAUUACAAUGUUGUAAAUAGAUUUUAAAGUGUUGAGACUGAUAAGUGAAGUUAUUUAUUUCUUGUAUAAAUCAACCAGUGUCAAAUCUUGGGGCUCAUGUAAGUUAAGCACCUAGGAUCAUGAUAACUCUUGAAAUUAUAAAGUAGUUAUGAUAUUUGUAUGUAUGGAGGGAAUCUUAAAAGUACAGAAUUAUAGUUUAAAUUUUCAAGCAA
This is a messenger RNA of Melitaea cinxia (Glanville fritillary), 5718 nucleotides long. RefSeq names its product PH and SEC7 domain-containing protein (gene Efa6). Lineage: Eukaryota; Metazoa; Arthropoda; Insecta; Lepidoptera; Nymphalidae. The coding region runs from base 180 to 3089 and encodes 969 amino acids. The record is from RefSeq and is a predicted model, not a curated record. Gene Ontology annotation, molecular function: phospholipid binding; guanyl-nucleotide exchange factor activity; protein binding. Gene Ontology annotation, biological process: regulation of ARF protein signal transduction. The transcript has 20 exons.